GAGCCUGUGCAGUAUAUACUUUAAGAUAAACUGUGAGGUCUCAGGUCAUGAACACAUCAAGCAGAAUGGAUAAACUACCGUACACCUAUCUGCUGAUAUUCUGCUGUUUGACAUUUGUCUACAUGGAUGGGAGAGUUCAAGACUUAUUUCCGUCAUGUGAAGUUGAGGUGAUCGUCUGGAGAGGCACGACAUGGGAAACUGCCCCACAACAGAAUCUGAGUGUCAGUUGUCCUGUCAAACACUGCGGAGAAUCAAUAAAAGUCACCUGGUGUAAACUGCUCGACACAAACACAUGUGAACAGAUGAAUUACACAGAGAAUGUAGAAACAAAUACAACACAGGAUGAACUGAUCUCAUAUUUGAAUUUCACAUGGAUCUCCAUUCACGACGACGGCCUGUACAGAUGUAAUGUAAAAGGGGACAGAUAUGAGCUGAUCAGUAACAUCAUCAACAUCUCGGUUUCAGAUUCAUACCAGGGGGUGAAACUCUUACCCAACACACACUCUGACAAUAAUAAAGAUGAGCUACCAAGCGCUGCUGGUGAUGAGGAUGUGUCCUGGCUGCCCUACUUCAUCAUCCCUGUUAGCAUAGCUCUACUGGUUGGCACCCUGGCAGUGUUAACCCUUCUGAGUUUGUAUGGCUGGAAACGAAUACAGAACCACACAAAGGAACAGGAAAUGCCCGCCCACAUGAUACAAGACCUCCCCAAACCGAGUGCUCCUUCCACUCUUGCCCCGCAUGACACCUACUCUCCAAGUACUGCAGAAAGUCCUCCAUCAGCACCUCCCAUGAUGACCACCAAUGGGAACCAGCCUGCUGUGGCAAACACAGCAGAUGGAGGUCAAGGGUCAGAAUAUGCAGUGUAUUCUACCAUCAACCACCGACAGUCUGGGAUACCUGCCACAGAACAGCAUGCUGCGACUGAACAAAAGAAAAAGACAGAAUAUGCUGCCAUCAUUGUUUCCUGAACAUUUUGGUCAUAGACACAUGCAGUUGAAAACACGGAUGGAAAAAUGUACACAAGUAGGCCUGUGGUGGUGUCAUGGAACAGGCGAAGAGGUGAACGGAGGAGGUUUGUGGUCACGCAGAUGCACAGUACAGUCAUCUUAAAUCAACCAGACCAGAAGCAGCUUUGAAUUUAUUCUCUCACCCUCAUUUGUUCCAGGAAAUGCUGCUUUUUAUCAUUCAUUUCUUGUUAUUUUUUCAGUUGUUGUUUUCCCUAAAGUCAUUUCAGUUACGUGGCUUGGAGGGCUUUUUUGACAUGUUUAACUUUGUUGGCAAAAGCUUUGGUGGUUUAUGUAAAAAAAGCCAGUGGUUGUAGAUAUCUCAUGUGCAGACUCGCUCUUUAUUGUGCAUUCUUCUGUCUGAUAGUACGAACACUGAAGUUUGGGAGGCGUCUAUAUCUUAAAUUCCAGAGUUACAAUAUAAUCCUUAGCUGAUGUGUGACUGUGGAAACAUUUUGUUCUUUGAAAGGUCAUGAAUGUGAUGUCCUUGAUAUUUAUUUAUACAUUCCUCUCAGUUGAGAUGACUAUUUGAAUAUUUUAAAGAAAUAAUAGUUUGGCCAGCUCAUCCUAUAGUUUUUGGUGGAAGAAUACUGAGAGAUGACAUUAUGAGCAAACUUAUUUCCGAUUCUUUUAUCUCACACAUUUUCUGUUCCACACACAGCCCUCAGUGUUUUUCACUGAGGGCUGUGAAAAACACCCCCCCCUGCGGAAACGCAGUACCUGGCCCAUCGACCACACCAGUGUGGUUUGGUUUAAAAUGUGCAGGAAGUCAAAGAGGGGAUCUAAAGUUUUCUUGACAUCAUUUGUGGUAGCAGAUGUCCCACCUCUGCUCAAUCACAUACGGUUUACAAACUGAGAAACUGCAGUCCGAGCCGUGGUCUUAUCAUUAUGUCGGCACGCAUUCAACAAGUUGUAAAACAAGACAGAGGAGAGGAUGGAAAAGAAAAAAAAACAUAUUAAAGACAAUAAUAUGUUACAGUUAGGCCAUGGUUGCUUUGUAAAACAAAUCAAACUGUAACUAUAACCCAACAACACAAGUUAUGGCCUUAUUGUGGACAUUGUGAGCAGUUUGACUAAACAGAUUGUUCAAUUUGAAGGAUUUUAAGACGCAGAAAGAGGUGAAAGUAUCCAGUAUUUUACUAGAAAAAAAGCAAGCAAACAUUUACAAAAGUAGAAAAAAAGAAGAAAAAAAUUAUUUCAUAUACACUUAAUCAUCUUGUGACCUCUUCAGACUUAUUUUGGAUGCCUUGGAGUUUCUCAUUCAUGUGAUUUCUCGACACAUUCACAAUUAAAUUUUUUAGAAAUCAAAAACACAUUUAUUAUGCGCUAAUGGACAUUUCUCGGUCAGCCCUGCUACCAGCCCUACCUGUUUCCUUCAUCCAGUGCAGCUAAAGUGAGUUAUUCUUAAGGGUUUAUCAUUUUGAUAAUGCUAUGUCUUUGUCCACUUUAUGACUGCUCAUGUUUAACUGGUAUAUUGUUUGUGUUUAGAUAUUAUCUGACUUUCAGUUAAUGAUUACAGUGACUAAAUGCAUGUUGCAAUGCUGUUAAUGUCUUGCAUCUCCCUCUGUUUUAUGUAAUUAAUGCAGAUACACAACUUGACGAUUUUAAAGGGGAAACUCAUCUAAAUAAAGUCCUUUGUUGUUAG
Molecule: messenger RNA, 2649 nt
Organism: Sebastes umbrosus (honeycomb rockfish)
Lineage: Eukaryota; Metazoa; Chordata; Actinopteri; Perciformes; Sebastidae
Product: B- and T-lymphocyte attenuator
Exons: 6
Coding region: 48-968 (306 amino acids)
Biological process (GO): immune response-regulating cell surface receptor signaling pathway
Cellular component (GO): plasma membrane
Molecular function (GO): signaling receptor activity
Source: RefSeq, a predicted model, not a curated record